UAAGAUGUUUCUUUGUACCUUCGGCCUUUUUACUUACUUUUCGAUCAAUGCUGGAUUGGGAACGGUAUCAUGAAACCAUUGAAAACAAAAAAAACAUUGAAACAAAUGCAAGAAAUGAAAGUGGUUUAGAAAGUAAAACUGACCUAGAAGCGGAUUUAACGGAUCCACUUUUAUCAAAAACGGACUGUGAUAAUAUUUGGAGAAAACAUCAAAUUGCAAUAAAGCUUUGGUUAAAGUUCUUUCUCCGCCGAUUUAUGCGAGUGUACCCACCUUACGCGAUUCUUUUACUUAUUAUUGCAUAUAAUGACUUUGUCAGAAAAGCAUAUCAUGAACGCAUAAAUACCUCAAAUUUGGUCCCUCAUUUAUUAUUACAAGAAGCAAAAUUUACUUUUUGGACCAUUCCUCCUGAAAUAAAGUACUAUUUAUGUAUACCAAUAAUUGUCAUCGGAUAUGUAGAAUUGACUCGCUUUGGUGCAUACCUUACAAAUUAUUUCUUUGGAAGACCAAAUAUUGGAGCAUGGAUAAGUCGAAUACUUUGUAACAUAAUUCUUAUGAUUGUCCGGGAAAUAAUUCGCCUCGGACUAUUGCCACUGAGUUUGAAUGAAGAAAAUGUAUUAGUUAGUAAAUCCAGCAAUUUUAAUGAGGUUACUCAUACAAAUUUAAGUUUUAUGAAAUGGUUUAUUAAGAAAUUUCCUAGAAUGCCUCGUAUAAGACAUGAGAAAUAUGAGGUUAAAUUAGAAAAUAGUUUUGGCGGUUUUCUCUAUGCUAGCCUAAUUCUUGUAGGCCUCCUAUCUCGUGACG
Molecule: messenger RNA, 801 nt
Organism: Racocetra persica
Lineage: Eukaryota; Fungi; Glomeromycota; Glomeromycetes; Diversisporales; Gigasporaceae
Source: the annotation of a GenBank genome assembly